Lolium rigidum is the source of this 1297-nucleotide messenger RNA. Its product is annotated as RNA exonuclease 4-like. The transcript is spliced from 7 exons. The coding region runs from base 44 to 1051 and encodes 335 amino acids. NCBI's taxonomy places the organism in Eukaryota, Viridiplantae, Streptophyta, Magnoliopsida, Poales, Poaceae. Gene Ontology annotation, molecular function: 3'-5' exonuclease activity; nucleic acid binding. The record is from RefSeq and is a predicted model, not a curated record. Gene Ontology annotation, biological process: rRNA processing. Gene Ontology annotation, cellular component: nucleus.
AUUUGAGAGAUCUUGAUCGAUCUGCAGGAAUCUCAGUAGUGCGAUGGACAGCAGAAGGGAGUCUGCCGAGACCUUGAGGAACAAAUGCUCAGCGUGCUUCAGGCAGUACAACAAGAUGGAGCACCUGGUGGAGCACAUGAAGGUGUCGUACCACUCCGUCCAUGAGCCCAAGUGCGGCGCGUGUCGGAAGCACUGCCGAUCCUUCGAGUCGCUCAGGGAGCACCUCAUCGGGCCGUUGCCCAAGGUGGAGUGCGCACGCGUCUUCAGCGUCCGCGGCUGCAGCAUCUGCCUCAACAUCUUCGACAGCCAGGCUGCUGCCAGAUAUCACCGCUCCGCCUGCCAGUACUCCCGUGCUGCUCCGAUGCCGAAGAGCGGCGCAGGUGGACGAGCGGUUGCCAUGGCCUGCAAGAUGGUCGGAGGAGGAAGCGAUGGAUCGGUAGACCUCUGUGCUAGAGUGUGCCUUAUUGGAGAGGAUGAGACCGUCAUCUUCCAGACCUAUGUGAAGCCUACGGCGCCUGUCACUAACUACAGGUAUGAAGUCACAGGAAUAAGGCCAGAGUAUUUGAGGGAUGCCAUGCCACUGAAGCUUGUGCAGAGGAGGAUCCAGGAGAUCCUCUGCAACGGAGAGCCUCUGUGGAAGAUACGGCCAAGGAGCUAUGGAAGGGCAAGGAUCCUUGUUGGACAUGGCGUGGAACAGGACCUUGAGCGCCUAGGGCUGGAGUACCCCACAUUCAUGAUCAGAGACACUGCAAAGUACCCACCACUGAUGAAAACCAGCAAGCUGAGCAACACCCUCAAGUACCUUGCACAAGCAUAUCUUGGGUAUGAUGUCCACACUGGCAUUCAAGAUCCAUACGAGGACUGCGUAGCAGCAAUGAGGUUAUAUAUCAGGAUGAGAACACAAGCUCACCCGAGAGAUUACGCCUCUGGUUCAGGGGAGGUGCAGAACAACUACCCGGCCUGGAGGCAGAGGGAGCUGGAGAGGAUGAGCCCAGAAGAACUCCUGGCACUUUCAGGAUCGGAUUACUACUGCUGGUGCCUGGACCCUUAAAUUCAUGAGCUAAAGAGAACUAGGCAGGACCGACUGAUGUUGGUUUUGUCAUACUCUAUCCAUAGUAAUAACGAUUACGUAUGUCUAAUUAUCUUUGGGCUUAUGUAUGGCUGGGUUGAGUAUAGCAUCGGUGAUUUAGAGUUGUACGAUUCAUAUUUAACAGCAAUGAUAUAUAUAUGGCAAGAGGAUUUCCACUUUGAUUUAUGUAUCUGGAGAAUGACAAAAUCAGAGCAAUAGCUAUACACA